CUCCGGAGAAGAAGAGGCAGUCUAGCUGCUGAUAAAACUUUGUUGCUUUGAGAUUUAUUUGGGAACCAAAUUUCUUACAUCUUGAUUUAAACAUUUACGGAGGACCACAGGCGACUUUUAAUUUGGAAGAAACUUUAAUGUGACUCCUCCUGAUCCAUGAAGAUGUGAUUUUUGAAGAUGCGUUAGCCUUUAUUUUACAUCUGUGCACUGCAGCUACACACUGGAGCAGAACAUAGACAUCCUGAACACGUUUCAUCUGCUACGGGUGUUCUCAGGAGUUAAACAGAUUUCAUGGAGAAGACACUGACAAUAGGUCUGACUCUUUUCUUGACGCUGUGUGUGGACAUAGCAGCAGCAGGAGGGAAGAAGGAGGGGGCUCAUGGCGAGGACACUCAGACACGUUCAUCCCGGUCUUCAGAUAUAAAAGGAGGCCGUUGCUCCUACACUUUCAUUGUCCCACAGCAAAAACUGACAGGUGCGCUGUGUUUGAACACACAGUCUGCCUCUAUCAACCAGUCAGAGGUUGCAGUGCUGCGGGCGGAGCUCAGGCGGCAGCAGGAGCAGCUGGAGAAGCUCCAAGGCCAGCUGGAGCAGGAAGGGUCCCUUGCCAUGGAAGUAAGAGCCCUGCGCAAAGAGAGUAACAGCAUGAAUUCUCGCAUUGCCCAGCUCUAUGCCCAGCUUCUACAUGAAGUCAUACAUAAGAAAGACCAGGCUUUGGAGCAGCGAAGGGUGGAGAACCUCCUGCUAAAUGCUACAACACAGGCACUGCAGGUCUCCAGUAACUACAGGGAGCUGGAGAAGAAAUAUGGAGCCCUCACGUCCAUGAUGAGCUCCCAGAACCAGUUUAUUGCCCGUCUGGAGAAGCAGUGCCAGUGCAGGGAGUCCACCCAGCCUGCUCUGGUGACGACUGAACCACCAAAAACCCAGUCUAAUGUGCAUCCUAAUUACAGCUCUGAAGCCAACGAGAUGACAAAUGAUGUUCAAAGGGACCAAAGUGCUCUUCCACCACAGCAGGAAAAAACACUUCCUUCCCUCCCCAACACCACAGCCAACACCACUACAGACCCUCCUUACAUUAGUUUCCCUGUCACAAAGACCCCAGGGCCGUGGCGGGACUGCCACCAUGUGCUCGAAUCAGGUGAGACCACCAGCGGGAUCUACCUGCUCCGUCCACAGAGUGCCAAUCGCCUCCUGCAGGCCUGGUGUGAGCAGAGUCGGGCUCAGGGAGGGUGGACGGUCAUCCAGAGGAGACAGGAUGGGUCGGUCAACUUCUUCAGGACUUGGGAGCAGUAUAAGCAAGGCUUUGGGAAUCUAGACGGGGAGUACUGGCUUGGCCUUGAGCACCUCUACUGGCUGACUAAACAAGCCCAGUAUAAGCUACGGGUGGCUAUGGAGGACUGGCAGGGCCGGCAGGUGUUUGCUGAGUAUGACAGCUUCCACCUGGAACCGGAGAGUGAUUGGUACCGACUCCGGUUGGGACAAUACCACGGCAACGCAGGGGACUCCCUCUCAUGGCACAACAACAAGGCCUUCACCACUCUGGAUCGAGACAAGGACAGCUAUACAGGCAACUGCGCACAUUACCAGAAAGGAGGCUGGUGGUACCACAUGUGUGCCCACUCCAAUCUGAAUGGUGUGUGGUAUCGGGGCGGACACUAUCGCAGCCGCUUCCAGGAUGGAGUCUACUGGGCGGAGUUCCACGGAGGGUCCUACUCUCUCAAACGAGUUACCAUGAUGAUCAAACCCUCAUAACAUAUUAGCAUUGUGGACGUGUGAGAAUGGAGCAACCAAUAAUUAAAUAACUUCCUGAAAAUGUGAUGAAAUUUGCACUUAAUGUGAUUGAAAUGUAAUAACUUGACCAAUAAUGUAAUAUAAUGCUGACUGAUAUUUUAAAACCAUUUUUACAGACAAUGAAAUGACCUAUAGGUGGGUCUCUUUUUUAAACGGAUGUUUUAAUAAUUUUGUCAUGUUAGCCGUUUAGUUGGCAGUAACACUGAACACUGACUUCAUGUUUAGAAAAGUGGACUCUAGCAUUAGAAUUUGAAAUUUACAACAGGUGGGCUGGUGCACUGUUACCAGGCAAAGAUGGUAAAUUAGCAAAAUCCCAAUCAGCUGGGAAUGAACCUGCCCAUAGCCCUGCUGAUAGGUUGUUGUGUAACGAUUUAUCAUUAAACCAGAGUAGAUCUGAGAUAAGACACCACCAGAAGACGCAAACGAGCAAUGGAGGCAAAACAGCCACUUACAUUAUCUGUCAAAAUUAUUUCCAUUAAAAUUAUUAUUAUAAAUUAUUAUUCUGAUUACCAUUAAAAAUGACCCACCUGUAUGGUACUACAUAGGGGAAAAAACAAUAUUACAAUAUCAGUCAGGCAGUGUUAAUUUAGUUGGUGAAAACUAUGACUGAAAUUUUUUUUCAUAAUGAAAACGAGACAAUGACGAGCUAAAAAUAGAUCUUGAUGAUAAAAACUAAGACAAAAUCUAUGCUUCAUUUUCGUUGACAAGACGAGACGUGAUUAAAAUGUUCAUGGUCGACUAUCAGACAUUGGAAACUGAGAGCGGACAUUUAUCUUCAAAUGCCGCGUGAGCAACAGCCUGGCAAACUCCGGUAAAUAUUCUGCCCCAGGAUGUUCUGCUAGCCAGCAAAAAUACUCAGGGUGUAUGCUGAAUCGCAUACUUUUUCUUUCUACUCUUAGUACGUGCAGCUGCCCUUAAAAAGUACAUGCUGUUGUACACACUGGGUGUUUCUCAAAGUCAAGGAAGGUUCCUCCAACGGCCAAAUUUCAAGGAGGCUAUGUCAUCGACCCCCGACGAAGGACUGUUCCAAUGUCAAGGAUCCUUCUGAAUUUCACCAAGGACUGAGUCCUUCUUUCAGAGAAAUUCCGAGGAUGCAUGUGUGUAUCCUCAGUGGGUAUAAAAUCCCCACAAUGCUUUGCAUACGGUUUGCUGGAAGUGAAACCUGCACCAGCGAAGCUCGGCAGGAUUUAGAUAACUAUGUCAUUUAUUUGGAUUAAUAUCGCCACGAGUUUUUAAUCAUACAAGCAUGAAAAAAAGUAUUGACAGAAACCUCAGAAUUUACACUUUCCAAUGUGUCCACUG
Molecule: messenger RNA, 3093 nt
Organism: Epinephelus lanceolatus (giant grouper)
Lineage: Eukaryota; Metazoa; Chordata; Actinopteri; Perciformes; Serranidae
Gene: angptl6
Product: angiopoietin-like 6
Biological process (GO): blood coagulation
Source: RefSeq, a predicted model, not a curated record